Cyprinus carpio (common carp) is the source of this 4383-nucleotide messenger RNA. RefSeq names its product collagen alpha-1(XXVIII) chain-like. NCBI's taxonomy places the organism in Eukaryota, Metazoa, Chordata, Actinopteri, Cypriniformes, Cyprinidae. The record is from RefSeq and is a predicted model, not a curated record. Bases 418 to 3939 code for a protein of 1173 amino acids. Gene Ontology annotation, molecular function: serine-type endopeptidase inhibitor activity. The transcript has 35 exons.
UUUAUUUUUCCAGGGAUUUUUUACACUAUGUCUGUGAGCUAAUGGUUGAAAAGACACACAUAAAAUGUUUGACAGGAGUACAGGAAUCAAAGCUGUCAGAAUAAUCGCCCUCCCUAUCCACAGACAAAAGGGGGUUUAACUCUGUGGGUCCCAGAGCAGUGAGCCGUUUACUGUCAGGAUACUGGCACACUGAGCUCGGACAGAGUCUAGAGGGGGUAUUACUGCGUUAUUCACAGAUUAUAUGCCUGGCCGCAAUUAAAAUUUGCCUGUUCUGCCUCUAUCUCUUUCAUACAGUGAUAUCACACACCAUGAGGAUGUAACUGGACCUCAGUGAUUGCACUGGAUUAUUAAGGAGACGGACAGUACAGACAGCAGUCAACAUUUUGUUUGUAGAGUGGCAGUGAAUAAGCAGGAAGGAUGCAGUGUGGUGUGAUGCUGUGUGUCCUGCUGCUGAUACUGUCCUCUAGUGCUAGAAACCAGAACAGAAGAAAAAACAGACAGAAGCCAGACAACAGUGUCAUGCAGAAUGAAGUCAAAACUCUGUUCUGUCCAGUGGAGUUGGCAUUUUUAGUGGACAGUUCAGAGAAAGCCAAAAUGCUUCUGUUUGAGAGGCAGAGGGAGUUCGUGUUGCGCUUCAGCACCAGGCUGAUGCAGCUCCAGGUGUCGGGCUGGCGUAUGCGGGUGAGACUUGCUCUCCUGCAGUACAGCAGCACUGUCUCAGUAGAGCACAACUUCCGCGACUGGCAGGACAUUGACGUAUUCCACAGCCAAGUGGAUGCCAUGACUUACAUUGGCCAUGGCACUUACUCAGCUUACGCCAUCUCAAACGCCACUCAGCUCUUUACCCGCGAGACGUCGCCCAGCAGCCUAAGAGCAGCACUUCUGUUGACGGAAGGGGUGGACCACCCGCGCAGCCCCAGUGCUGUGAGUGCAGCCACAGAUGCCAAGAACCACAACAUCCGUAUGUUUGUCAUUGGGCUGUCGGAAUCCACACGAGAUGAGCAGGACAAUGGUAGACUGAGGUCCAUCGCCAGCGCACCACCUCAGCAGCACCUGUUCAGCCUCACUGACCCACAGCUGGAUGACAAGCUCUUCAGGGAACUGAGUGAACUUGCGAACACAUUUUGUCCACAACCCAAAUCUUGUCAGUGUGAAAAAGGAGAGAGAGGUCCUCCUGGAAAUCCAGGUAAACCAGGCGAUCCAGGAUUUGAUGGGCCUCCUGGUCCUAAAGGAUCUAAAGGAGAGGCAGGUUUAAAUGGACGUCCAGGAUUAGAGGGUCUAAGGGGAAGACCAGGAUCAAAAGGAGGAAAGGGCGGGAAAGGAGAAUGUGGCACUCCAGGGACGAAAGGAGAUCAAGGCCCGGAUGGACCUCCGGGACCACGUGGACCACGAGGAGAUCAGGGACUGAGUGGAAACCCAGGCGACUCUGGCCCUGAGGGCCCCAUCGGACUUAAAGGUGAGCGAGGACCUAGCGGACCCCCCGGCCCUCCAGGGGACCCAGGGGUUGGGUUUCCUGGUGCAAAGGGGGAAAGAGGUGGCCAAGGCAGACCUGGGCCGACUGGGCCAGUUGGUAUUGGAGAGCCAGGACUGCCUGGCCCACCAGGACCUCCAGGAGUUCAAGGCAACCAAGGGUUUCCCGGAGAGGGUUUACCAGGACCAAAGGGUGACAGAGGAUUUGAGGGUCCUAAGGGUGGACGUGGACCUCCUGGGAUUAGCAUCAAGGGUGAUAAGGGUAACACAGGGGAAGUGGGUUUGCCUGGACUGAUGGGAUUUCCAGGAGCUGGGCUCCAGGGUGAAAAGGGAGACCCAGGACCCAUAGGACCACCUGGCCCAAGAGGCCCUCCUGGAGUAGGCACUGUGGGCAUUAAGGGUGAUCAGGGCUUUCCAGGAGAACCUGGACCACAAGGUGAGAGAGGAAUGGGAGAACCAGGACCAAAAGGAGAACCAGGCCCAGACGGAGCACCUGGUAUUCCUGGUAUCCCAGGUGAAGAUGGAUCUGUGGGUCCAAAGGGUGAGGUGGGUUUACCUGGUGCUCGAGGUCCAGAGGGCUCAGCCGGGAGAGGUAUUCCUGGUGAGAAAGGGAGCAGAGGGGACAGAGGAUCUCGGGGUCUCCCAGGAAGUGCAGGAGCAGCAGGACCCCCGGGGGCCAAGGGAGAACCAGGAAGUUUAGGUAUGAUGGGUUUACGAGGACCUCCAGGUCGAGGAUUACCUGGUUCAAAGGGAGAGCCAGGACCUGCAGGCCCCUCAGGUCCUGUUGGAGAGCCAGGUGUCGGGACCACAGGCCCUAAGGGUGACAGAGGAAGUCCAGGACCAGUGGGGCCACAAGGAAUGAAAGGGGAGGGUUACCCCGGACCACAGGGGCUUCCAGGAUUGCCUGGACUGCCAGGUGAAGUUGGACCUGAAGGACAAGGAAUUCCUGGACCAAAGGGAGACCGGGGCUCACCUGGAGCGACCGGCCCUUCAGGGCCUCCAGGGAUUGGACUGAUGGGACAAAAGGGUGCAGUUGGCCAGCCUGGUGCUCCUGGUCUUCCAGGACCUCCAGGAGAGGGAAUUCAGGGUCCCAAGGGAGAUCCUGGGUUUCAAGGGCCCCCUGGCCCUAGAGGGCCUCCAGGUGAUGGCCUGCCUGGAGAGAAGGGUGACAGGGGCCUUGCAGGGGAACGUGGGAGAAAAGGAGAGGGAGGAGAACAUGGAAUGCCUGGACAAACAGGAGCCAAGGGAAAACCAGGAGAAAAGGGAGAGCCAGGCCUAUCUAGAGACCAGGUGAUCAGAAUAAUCCGGGAAAUAUGUGGGUGUGGUCUGAAAUGCAGGACGAGUCCUCUGGAGUUGAUCUUUAUCAUCGACGGCUCAGAGAGUAUAGGUCCGGAGAACUUUGAGCUGGUGAAGGAAUUCGUGAACACUCUGAUCGAUCGCAUGUCGGUGAGCCAUGAAGCCACAAAUGUUGGUGUGGUGCUCUUCAGUCACAUGGAUGUGGUGGUGACCAGCCUACAACAGCUGUCCAACCAUGCGAGUAUUAAAGCUGCUGUGCGCAGGAUGCCGUACCUGGGCGAGGGCACUUUCACGGGUAGUGCUGUCCGCCGGGCCACUCAGCUCUUCCGAGAUGCAUGGCAGGGUACAAGAAAGAUUGCGGUCGUACUGACAGACGGUCUGGCUGACAAGCGGGAUUCAGUGAGGCUGAAAGAUGCCGCGGAAGAGGCUCACAAUGCUGGGAUUGAAAUCUUCGUAGUUGGCAUCAUGAAAAGCAGUGAUGCCCAGUAUACAGAGUUUAAGAAUGAGAUGAACAUUUUGGCAUCUGAUCCUGAUGAAAAUUAUGUCUACUUGAUUGAUGACUUCAUGAGCCUGCACACACUGGAGAGUAAACUGCUGAGUCAGAUCUGUGAGAGUGUUGAUGGACCGCUCUUCAGUCUGAAUGGAAAAACAUUCCCUCCAUUUGAGCCUGAGCCAGUUCCAGACAGAACUGAGGCUCCCACCAGGAGUUAUUUCAUCACAGAUGACAAAGAGGAUGCACUUCCAACAGAGUUUGAGACCACUUCUUCUCCAGAUGACUAUGACGACAUGCAUAUUAACAACAACUGGUCGCCCUUUGUUGAUGAGUCUUUAAAUGAGCUUCCUAAGGUGACAGAUGCCCCAGUUGGAGAUAAGACGAGACAAUCCUCCAUCUCAGUAGUGGGACCCCAAACACCCAUAAACUGGCGGCCUGUUUCAGAAAUCAGCCCACCACCACAGACUCUACCUCCACCGGCCCCUCAGCCUAACGAUUUCAUGAAAGAGGUAGGCUGUAGUCAGGGAUUGGAUCCUGGGCCAUGUCGGGAGUACAGGGUGAUGUGGUACUAUGAUCCGGAGGCCAACGCAUGCGCUCAGUUCUGGUAUGGUGGCUGCCAAGGCAACAGCAACCGCUUUGAGACCGAAGACCUUUGUCAAAACGUUUGUGUACAGACAUAACAUACCCUCACACUGAAGCACUGGCUUUCAUUCAGCAGAUUCACGACUUUGCAAUCAUGCACUAUGCAGAUACAUUUUCAUUGUCGUACAUGUUUUAUGAGAAGAGUAAGGAUUCCUGCUACACUGACUGUAGAUCAGAUUUGUCCUUUGGGCCAACACUAAUUUAAAUAUUGUUUACUAGACUAGUGCUGCUCCAUUUUCUAGAAAAUAACAUGUAUAUUCAAAGUACCACAUUUUUCCCUAGUCGCACUGAAUGUUUUACAAAUUUCUUUAUUUUUAAUAUUCCUUCCAUUGAAUAGAUUUCUGUUAAUUGUGAUUUCGGUUAAAGGAAUAGUUCACCAAAAAAUGAGAAUUUGCUGAAAAUGUACUCAUCCAUCAGGCCAUCCAAGAUGUAGAUGAGUUUGUUUCUUCAAAUGUAGCGUUACAUCACUUGCUCAACAGUGG